Molecule: messenger RNA, 800 nt
Organism: Hordeum vulgare subsp. vulgare (domesticated barley)
Lineage: Eukaryota; Viridiplantae; Streptophyta; Magnoliopsida; Poales; Poaceae
Product: 18 kDa seed maturation protein-like
Exons: 1
Coding region: 232-528 (98 amino acids)
Biological process (GO): embryo development ending in seed dormancy
Source: RefSeq, a predicted model, not a curated record
UGCCUCGUGUCUGCACACCUCACCUCAGAGCCACCACACCGCUCUCUACGCGUCUCCCACGUACACUCUCACACGCGUCAGGGCCCGAGGCAACAAAUCCUCCUUCCGCGGAUUCAUGGCGCCGCGCUAUAAGUCUCGUCACGACCCUGCUUGCCAAAGCACGGCAGCCUGUCUAGAGAUUCCAGCAGCAUCGUCGGCUAGUCCAAACUGAAGCAAGGGAGGUCGAGCGGCAUGGAGUCGGGCAAGGAGGCCGCGGCGAACGCCGGCGCGUCGGCGCGCGCCGGCAUGGAGAAGACGAGGGCCGCCUUCCAGGGGCAGGUGGACAAGGCGGCGGCGUACACGACAGGGCACAGGGAGGCGGCGGUGGUGAAUAAGGAGGCAGCCGAGGUGAAGAAGCAGCAGCGGAUGCGCGCCGCCGAGGAGGAGAAGCAGCGCGCCGUGCGAGACAACGCCGCAGCCAAGGAGCGCGCUGAGACGGAGGACCGCCACGGCGGCCACAGCCCUGCGAGCGGCCAGAGCAAGGAAUGAGGCGCCCGCGCGUCGCCGGGGCACGGCGGCGCAUGACCCGAGCGACCGGCCCGGUGUGAUCCAGCUGUUAUACGUAUCCAUUCAUGUGGUGUUACGUGUUAACCGUGUCGUGUGUGUUUUCCGUAGCUCGCGUAUUGGUGGUGUUUUCCGCUGCUGCUUGUGAUGUGUAAUCGGACGAGAUUUGUGUGUAAAAUUGUUAGUACGGAUGGUACUCCCUAGUCCUUCUAAAGGUUUCAUUUUUCAGCAGAAGGAAUAAUGUUUUUGUGUUAAAA